AGAGUACACUUGUCUUAGUGUCGUGGUUAGAACAGCAUACCACAUAUUCGGUGUUAUAGGCCUUUUAACGUUUUGAUAGUGCGCGUGUUCGCUGUUUUUGACUUCAGACUUCCGUUUACAUAUACCAUAUAUUCCAAAGUGAUCAUAAAUACCGAUCGAAGACGGAGUACAAUUUAAUAUAAUAUCUUUGUAAGUCGUUUUAAUAAAAUACAUCUAACGUGCACAUCGCGUAAAUAAAAUAGGGUAAAAAUAAAAAAGGUAAUUACGUAGUAUUAUUUUCCGUUUCGGCAUAUUUUUAUGUUUUAAUAACGCAAAUAAUACAAUAGAAAUAUACAUUAUCAUAAACCAUGGCUAUUAUAGACAAAUCAGUCUCGUUUUCCAUUGUAUUUUUAAUAAACUGCAUACUGUCCGUCAGAUCUGACAACUGUCAACCUCUCAUAGAUUUGAUCACUAACAACAAAUUAUACAUCCUAAAUUCAACGGAAGCAAUAACGUUUUUUCCAAUCGAUUUUAAAUUCAUAACGACCGACUAUGGUGGUGUCACUUGCUCGAGCGGUAAUUGUACUACGUCAAACGAAGUAAUGUACAAGAACAGAAGAACAGUAUCGCUUUCUGAUACAAAUUUGGCAAUAAGUGACGAAGACUUGUCCUUAGCUAUUUACACCAGUAUGGCCAGCAACACGCAGUUGAACGAUAUUAUAAGCGUUUUCCCCAACAGAUUUGUUGUAAAAUCACGCACCGAAAAAAAUACCUUUUUGGUUUACUCGACAGUGUUCGGUAUUAAUAUGGAUAUCCAUAAUCCGGGAUGCGAUCGAACAAAGUUUCAAUACAGGUCGAGAAUAGCAAAAAUAAAAGGAGUUGUGUGCAAGAUUCAUUUCCUAUCUGGCAUCAGAUAUGGCCUUGAUUGUGGCGAUAUCCUACUAUUUUUAAAUGCCAUAGAUGAGGAUGGUGCGCUUGAUCACGAAACGAAAUGCGAUCCUUAAAAAAAUAAUAAUAUAUUUUUCAUAACAACUUCACUUUCAAUCAGUGAGAAUAUACAACUAUAGUGAUGUCAACUAGGCAUUAUUUUUGUGAUCGUUGAUAGCGUAUGUCGUUUAGGAUGUCAAACAAUGCAUUUAGAGUCAAACUAAAACGAAUCCUAGUUAUUUUUUAAAUUGUUUUUAAAUAAUAAAAUAAUUAUUAAAUUACAACACUAAUUGUUAUUUUUAAUUGUUGAUGCGUAUUCGAUAUUUUCUCAUAAGCAAUAUAUAAAAUGUAUUAAUUUGUGUUAGAUUAUACGUUAUAUUUUAAGUAUUUAGGUAU
This is a messenger RNA of Melanaphis sacchari, 1302 nucleotides long. RefSeq lists its product as uncharacterized. The record is from RefSeq and is a predicted model, not a curated record. Lineage: Eukaryota; Metazoa; Arthropoda; Insecta; Hemiptera; Aphididae. Bases 348 to 983 code for a protein of 211 amino acids. The transcript has a single exon.